Messenger RNA from Melanotaenia boesemani (Boeseman's rainbowfish), 1610 nucleotides. RefSeq names its product keratin 94 (gene krt94). The coding region runs from base 89 to 1378 and encodes 429 amino acids. The record is from RefSeq and is a predicted model, not a curated record. NCBI's taxonomy places the organism in Eukaryota, Metazoa, Chordata, Actinopteri, Atheriniformes, Melanotaeniidae. Gene Ontology annotation, molecular function: structural molecule activity. The transcript has 8 exons.
CUAUCAAACUCUACAGUCCUGCCACAGUCCACAGCUGUGUAACAGUCCUCUCUCAGCUUCUCUCUUGACCAGCAAAUAGUCAGCCAUCAUGCAUUACAGCCAGAGUAUCGCCAGUGGUCCUGGACUCAUCACCAGACAGAGCCGCAGCUACACAUCCAGCGCUGCUCCCCACAAGGCUCACAGCGUGUCAGGUCUCAGCUUCAGGUCUGGUCCCCGCAUCUCCUCCUCCUCCGCUCGCGUUGUUUCCUCUGGGUUUGGAGGCGGCAUGGGGAUGGGUGGUGGCAUGGGGAUGAGUGGUGGCAUGGGGAUGAGUGGUGGUAUGGGGAUGGGCGGUGGAUUCGACCUGUCCUACGCUCUGGACCAGAGCACCGUGCACCUGAAUGAGAAGGCCACCAUGCAGAACCUCAAUGACCGUCUGGCUUCCUACCUGGAGAAGGUCCGCUCUCUGGAGGCUGCCAAUGCUAAGUUGGAGCUGCAGAUCAGAGAAUACUACGAGCAGAAGGGCCCAACAGCAGAGAGAGACUACAGCAACUACUGGGCCAUCAUCAAUGACCUGAAAGACAAGAUUGGUGCCGCCACCAUUGCAAACGCCAACAUCUUGCUUCAGAUUGACAACUCCAAACUGGCUGCUGAUGACUUCAGAACCAAGUUCGAGCAUGAGCUGAUGAUGCGCCAGUCAGUUGAGGCCGACAUCGCCAACCUCCGCCGUCUGCUCGACCAGACCACCCUGACAAAGGCUGAUCUGGAGAUGCAGAUUGAAGGGCUGCAGGAUGAGCUGGCUUACCUGAAGAAGAACCAUGCAGAGGAGCUGGCAGCUAUGCGCUCUCAGCUUAGUGGCACAGUCAACGUGGAGGUGGAUGCUGCACCUCAGCAAGACCUGAACAAAGUCCUGGAAGAGAUCCGUGCCCAGUAUGAAGCCAUCACAGACAAACAUCGCAGGGACCAGGAAACCUGGUUCAAUGAGAAGUCGACAGUUCUAUCCAAAGAAGUGGCCAUCAGCACAGAAACAAUCCAGACGUCCAAGACAGAGAUGGGUGACCUACGACGCACACUCCAAGGCCUGGAAAUCGAGCUGCAAUCUCAGCUUAGUAUGAAAGGGGCUCUUGAAAACACGUUAGCAGAGACGGAGGCUCGUUACAGCGCCAUGCUCGCUGGCUUCCAGAACACAAUCAACAUGCUUGAAUCAGACCUAGCUAACGUGCGUGCCAGCAUUGAGCAACAGGGCCAGGACUACAAGAUGCUGCUGGACAUCAAGACCAGGCUGGAGCAGGAAAUCGCAACCUACAGAAGGCUGCUGGAGACAGAAGAGUCCAGACCAAUUGGCACAGGAGGCACAAAAACAACAGUUAAAACUACCACUGUGCACACUUCCAGCUAGAAGGGUCCAACUGGCAGGACAAGCUGUUCUCAGACACGCAACCAUACACACACACACCAACUUAUGAAAACUGUUACACAAGAUGAGUGAAACUGUACUGAAAAUGUAUACAAUGAAAUGUAAACAACUUGUAACCUGAAAAAGAAAAUGUGAUAUUCACUCCUGUGUGUGUGUGUGUGUGAGAGAGAGAGAUAGAGACCUGUCUGGAAAUAAAUCUGCUGGUGAAGAUAAA